Messenger RNA from Daldinia loculata, 1369 nucleotides. RefSeq lists its product as uncharacterized. The record is from RefSeq and is a predicted model, not a curated record. The transcript has a single exon. Lineage: Eukaryota; Fungi; Ascomycota; Sordariomycetes; Xylariales; Hypoxylaceae. Bases 315 to 986 code for a protein of 223 amino acids.
AAAGAAAACAAAGCACUCGCAUAGUUUUAUUAGCUUUGAUUACUUGUAACAGCCACUGACGAUCGACGAAAUAGUAAAAUAAAGUCUUGCGUACCUAAUCCACACGGAUAUGAUACAGUACUGGGGAUAUAAUAGGUAGGAGAAUGUCGAUCACUUGGAUACGAGUGUCUGUUCUUCCAUUCUUGACGCAAAACUUCGAGCUGAGAUCUACUGUAGAACCCCAUCUUCCAACUUCUCAAACACAAAUUCGUGACUUUUAUUUAUUUUUGGUGCCCGAGAGCUCCGUAGUUCGAGACUACAGCUAGACGGCCAAUAUGCUCGCCUUCAACUACUUCAUCCUCUCUUUCAUCGGCAUAGCUCACGGCCUACCGAUACUCUUGGCCGAGAACAAGCGGGACCAGCUCAUCAACCUCAGUCCCAAUCUCGAUCUUGGGCUCGAUGCUAAUAAUGAUAACUCCUGCCUUGGGUUAGGCAUCUCCGUGUGCGAUCCCAUCACCGUCGACUCUGAGAAGAACUCCACCGUCGAACAUGACAACGGCUCUAAGGCUAAGGAAGAGCCUAGCACCAAAGACAGUGACUCCGGGGACUCUCUAAUCAACUUGAGUCCCGACGUCGACCUUGGCCUCGACCUGAGCAAUGAAAACAGCUGCUUAGGCAUCGGCAUUAGCGCCUGUGAUCCCAUUACUGUCGGCUCAGAUGUCACCAAGACAGUCAAGGACGGUGGCGACGAGGCCAAGGUCGAACCAUCUUCUGCAGCAUCUACUACACCUGCACCUACAGCAUACCCUGUCCAGCCUAGUCCCACCAGUGGCACCAGUGCUACUAGCAGCCCUACUACCAAGAGCAGCGGUAACAGUCUACUCGACCUCAGUCCAAAAAUCGCACCAGAUCUCAACUUAAGCAACGAUAACAGCUGUCAGGGCAUUGGCAUUUCAGUUUGCGACCCCAUCACGGUGGAUUCCGUCGUCAAAAACAUAAGCUCAUAAUCUUAUAUCUUAGGUUAGGAGGUACCUAGGUAAAUUUGGCUUUGUAAUUGUUGUUGUCUGGGAGGAAAUAUGUAUUUUAAAAAGUUGUCGUGUUACUACUUAUUAUUACCUUGUCUCAGAUACGUCCCUUCAUGUACAUAAUCAACUCUCCUAUAUUUUAUUAGUACUGCCACAAUUUUUCCAGCCAAUCAGAUCCAUAGAAUCGCCCCGCAGUUGGCGACUUUUCCCUUUGCCAUUCUAUCGCAUAAGGUCUGAAAUACAUGCAAAUAAGAUAAAAAAGUCAUGCAAAACGCGCUCUAUCCAACGAUACCAAUUAUCGAAAAUUUUAUACAAUAGUAUAGUAGGUCAAUUGAUUCUACAAAAAAUUCAUCGGACGUGCCCUG